GUGCGAAAUGCACUUGAGGUUGAAAACCGUCGUCGUAUUCCUGAAUUCCAAUAAAAAACCGCAUAAUCAUACGAGUGCUAAUGCUGUACAGCUGCUGCAGUAACUCCUGUCUACAGCAACUAUCACUCUCCACUGGAUACUCUCCAGAUCUACGGUGAAUAUGGUUAGAUUAAUGUCAAUGUCUUACUUGGGGAUUGUGGUAUUAUUAUGGUCAUUGGCUGUGGCCGCGAUGGCAGACAAUGUUAAGUAUAAAGACCCGAAACAGCCUGUUGCUGCACGAGUGAAAGAUUUAUUGGGAAGAAUGACUGUGGAUGAGAAAAUUGGUCAAAUGGUUCAGAUAGAAAGGAUUUCCGCUACCCCUGAUAUCGUGAGGCGUUACUUCAUUGGAAGCUUAUUAAGCGGAGGAGGGAGUGUUCCAAAUCCACACGCAACCGUCGCUGAUUGGAUUAAUAUGGUAAAUGAUUUCCAAAAUGGGUCGCUUUCAACUCGUUUAGGAAUCCCAAUGAUUUACGGAAUUGAUGCUGUUCACGGGCACAACAAUGUUAUUAACGCUACCAUAUUUCCACAUAACAUUGGCCUUGGAGCUACCAGAGACACUGAUCUUGUGAAGAGAAUUGGUGCUGCCACUGCAGCUGAAGUUAGAGCAACUGGUAUUCCAUAUGCUUUUGCUCCUUGUAUUGCUGUUUGCAGAGAUCCAAGAUGGGGUCGAUGUUACGAGAGUUACAGUGAGGAUACCAAACUUGUUCAAAAUAUGACCGACGUUAUUCAAGGGUUGCAAGGUGAAAUUCCUAAAGGAUCACGUCUCGGUGUCCCAUACGUUGCUGGAAAGGACAAGGUUGCUGCAUGCGCAAAGCACUUUGUGGCAGACGGUGGGACGACUCGCGGCAUAGAUGAAAAUAACACCGUGGCCAAUCAGCAUGAAUUGCUAAGUAUCCACAUGCCCCCUUAUUAUGACUCUGUUAUCAAGGGUGUAUCAACAGUCAUGGUGUCGUAUUCCAGCUGGAACGGUAAAAGAAUGCAUGCCAAUCGCGAUCUUAUUACUGGAUACCUCAAGGACAAGCUUAAUUUCAAGGGUUUUGUUAUCUCAGAUUGGGAGGGAAUUGACCGAAUUACUUCGCCUCCUCAUUCCAACUACACUUACUCUGUCUUAGCUAGUAUUACAGCUGGCAUCGAUAUGGUUAUGGUCCCGAAUAAUUACAUUGAGUUCAUUAAUGACCUUAAAUAUUUGGUCAAAAACAAAUUUAUCCCAAUGGAUCGUAUUGAUGAUGCUGUGAGCAGAAUUUUACGAGUCAAAUUUACAAUGGGACUGUUUGAGAACCCUAUUGCUGAUUUCAGUAAGGUUAACGAGGUCGGAAGCCAGCCACACCGAGAUAUAGCGAGGGAGGCAGUGAGGAAAUCGUUGGUGCUGUUGAAAAACGGGAAACAAGGAAGUGAACCGGUGCUGCCCCUGCCCAAGAGGGCAUCCAAGGUUUUGGUUGCUGGAAGUCAUGCCGAUAAUCUUGGCUACCAAUGUGGCGGCUGGACAAUCGGUUGGCAAGGGUUUAGUGGGAAUGCAAAUACAACAGGAACGACUAUUCUUACUGGAAUCAAGUCUGCAGUUGACCGAAACACGGAAAUAUCCUACAUGGAGAAUCCAAAUACCGAUUAUAUCAAGUCCAAUAACUUCUCGUAUGCUAUUGUUGUGGUUGGUGAGCAUCCUUACACAGAGAUGUUUGGUGAUAGUUCAAACCUCACUAUUGCUGACCCGGGUCCAAACAUCAUCAGAACUGUUUGCGGGAAUGUAAAGUGUGUUGUGGUCAUCAUAUCGGGUCGCCCAGUUGUGGUUGAACCAUAUCUGGCUAUGAUUGAUGCUCUAGUUGCAGCCUGGUUACCGGGUACUGAAGGCCAAGGUGUGGCUGACGUCCUGUUUGGUGACCACGAGUUUAGCGGUAAACUUUCAAGAACUUGGUUUAGAAGUGUAGAUCAACUUCCAAUGAACGUAGGUGAUCCACAUUACGAUCCACUGUUUCCUUAUGGAUUUGGACUCACAACAAAAGCAGUGAUGGAAAGGUCAAUGUCUGGUGGCAUGGUUAAAAGACCGUUUGUUCUUGGGGUUUUGGUUUCGUUGUUUAUUAGUUUGAGUUUGUCGCAGAUUUUGUAGACUUUUAUGGAAAUUCUGUGAGGUUUUUAGCUUAGAUUAGAUUAAGGUAGUGCUAGUUAUUUCGACAUUCAAUAAUUUGAUACAAGUUCAGACUAUUCAAUAGUCUUAUUAUUUAAGAUUCUUGGCUUCAUUUUGA
This is a messenger RNA of Helianthus annuus (common sunflower), 2276 nucleotides long. Its product is annotated as beta-glucosidase BoGH3B. Gene Ontology annotation, molecular function: beta-glucosidase activity. NCBI's taxonomy places the organism in Eukaryota, Viridiplantae, Streptophyta, Magnoliopsida, Asterales, Asteraceae. Bases 161 to 2140 code for a protein of 659 amino acids. The record is from RefSeq and is a predicted model, not a curated record. The transcript is spliced from 11 exons. Gene Ontology annotation, biological process: glucan catabolic process.